Molecule: messenger RNA, 2631 nt
Organism: Schistocerca americana (American grasshopper)
Lineage: Eukaryota; Metazoa; Arthropoda; Insecta; Orthoptera; Acrididae
Product: dentin sialophosphoprotein-like
Exons: 8
Coding region: 72-2225 (717 amino acids)
Source: RefSeq, a predicted model, not a curated record
CCUGCGGUGGCCGCCGCGGGUCCACAGCCGCCGGCAGUCCGCAGUCGGCACAGUGUCGCAGGGCCGCCAACAUGACGUCGCCGCCGCUGCUGCUGCUGCUGUUGCCGCUACCCUGGGUAGCCCUGGCCGUGGACCUGGGAGCUUUCCACGAGGCAGUCCCUGCGCUGGUGCAGAACCCGGAACUGGAACGAGCACGUGUGACGCCGCCGGGGCCGCGGGCCGCUCCAGAGACGGUGACCGCCGAGGUGGAGUCGCUGCUGGAGCCACCGCCGGACGUGGGCCCGGCAGCGGACGCUGGAGCCGACCUGGAGGCCGGCCGGGUGCGGCCCGGAGGACACAAGCAGGAAAUGAUGCACGGACUCCGAGACCGCUACGCCGCCUCACACGUUGGCAGACACCACGACAUGAACAAUGAGGUCAACGCCAGGAGACAAGCUCACCGUCUGUCUGAAGUUGAGGACCUGCAAGGCAAGCCGAUAGUCAGUGGCGGUCUAACCGCCGACGUCGAAACCGUACCACAAUCAGUGGUUAGCGACGGGAACGACAAACCCUCUACCCCGAGUAUUGACGAUGAUAACGACUUCCUGAGAGAGGAUGGAUGGAAACCAAAGUCAUCACAAAAGGCGGCAGUCCUUGGGGAACAUAGUGUCAAUGCCAAGAACGUAACAGCAGAGCUGACGAGUGGCACAAACAAUAAAUCAACUACUCGCAACAGUGCCAACAGUGAUGACGACAACGACUUCCUCAGAAGUGACACAUGGGAAACUAAAGCCCCACACAAGGCGGAUGACCUUGGAGAACCUAAUGCCGUAACAACACAGGACGUGAGUGAUAGAGACAGCAAAACUCCCCCUCACAACAGCGAUAAUAGCGAUGACAACAACGAUUUCCUAAGAGAUGACUCAUGGGAGCCGAAGCCGGCGCCAGAAGUGAAGGCUCGGGACGACAAGUCCUCCGCUCCUGCCGUUGGCAACAACGAAGGUGACGAUUUUCUCAGAGAUGACACACCAGAGGCGGUGGCACACAAGGUAUCAGCAACAGGCGAAACUAGCAGAGACAACAAAGCGUCUGCUCCACCCUUUGGUAACAAUGUUGACGACAAUGACUUCCUCAAAGAUGACUCACUGGAGACGGUGAUCCGUAAGCCAGUUGCCGCUGAAGUCAACACUGGUAGCGCACCAGCACCAAACGUGAAUGGCGCGAAUGAGAAGUCUUCUGGUGACAGCGGUCGUAAGAGCGAUGAUGACAACGACUUCCUCAGAGAAGACGACUUGCAGUCGAAACCUCACCCUGCUGGUCAAGCUAGCCUCGAUGCCGACGUCGAGAGAGUACCAUCAUCGGGAGCCCGUGGCAGCGACGACAGCUCCUCCGCUCACAGGGACGGUAACGACGUUGACGACAAUGACUUCCUCAGAGACGACGCAGUGGAGGUGGAGCCACAGCAGUAUGAACCAGCUGUCCGUGGAGGCCGCAAUGCUGACGCGGAUACUGCUUAUGAUGACGAGGAUGAAUCACCAAAUGAUAGUCCUCAGGGUAGCCGCGCACCAGAGGACCACGUGAGGAGUAACAGGGAAGAGGACACCGACGAUCGAGACGGUGAGCACGGAGAAGGCGCCGGCGAUCGACACGAUGAAGACAAAGACGGCGGCGAAGAGGGCGGCAGCGACGGGGCCGGAGACGGGAGGAAAGGAGGCGAGGACGACCUGGCGUGGGCGGGCCGCCGCCCCCUGGACGGCACCGACUGGCCCAAGUGGGCGGGCGGAGACGGGCCGCACGGCAGCAUGCCACCCAGGUACAGCGGCGGCGGCGGCUUCGGUGACAGCCUGGGGGACGGCGAGAAACUGCCGGACGAGGAGCGUUACCAGCGCCAAGCACCCUCGUCCACACACCAGGGAGGCCCUUGGGUACAGCAGUGGCUGGCGCGCAGUGCAGGCGCCGGGGCCGGAGGCGAAAGGAAGGCCGCGGAGGCGGUGGGGGCGGCGCGGGCGGCGGCAGCGGAGGCGGCGCGCAGGGCGGCGCACCGCAGCAGCUUCCGCCGCGGCUGGCGCGGAUCGGGGUCACGUGACACGGCGCACGACGAGAGCUGGGGGCGGCGGCGCGAGUACAGCUACGGAGACGGCGGAGCCGUGGGCGGAGGCGGCAGCAGCGCCGACCUGGUGACCGGGGGCGGAGUUCUCCUCUGGCAGCCAUGGGGCCUGUGGCAACCUGGAAUGCUGUAUUUAUGAUCUGAAGUCUCCGCUUGAUCUUCAAAUGCGACAGCUGUAAAUAGAUGCGUGACGUUCCAGUAAUCAUCUUAAAGAAAAGCGAGUGUAAAUUCCUUAUCACGGACAGAACUGUGUCUUACAAUGACAGAAUAAUGACCUUUCCUGAGUGACUCUCCUGCUGGUUAUAUGGCCAAGUUAUCCAAGUUCUUAACUGUAGAAUUGAAGUAUUGAAAUGCAAGUACACAAUAUGCCAGUGUGAGAUAUUAUAAUCCAUCAAAUCAUGACCUCGAUAAGGAAGAACUCUUUUUUUUUCUUUACUGUCAGACUAGAGUGUUUAAGUAUGUGAUCUGCUUAAGUUUUCCAUAGGACAAAAUAAUUUACGCUUGUAUUAUUGUAAAAUUAAAUAUUUGAUUUUUAUUUAUUUUCC